Knipowitschia caucasica is the source of this 3156-nucleotide messenger RNA. The record is from the annotation of a GenBank genome assembly. Lineage: Eukaryota; Metazoa; Chordata; Actinopteri; Gobiiformes; Gobiidae.
AUGGCGCAGUCCGCCGCUCUCAAGCUGCCUGAGUUUUGGGAGACGUCCGCCGCAACGUGGUUUGCUCAGGCGGAGGCUCAGUUCGCCCUCCGUGGAAUUACUGACGAUGACACGCGCUAUUACCAUGUCGUCUCGGCGCUCGGGAGCUCCACGGCGACCAGGGCAGUGAGUUUCAUUACUUCUCCUCCAGCCCACGGGAAGUAUGCGGGGAUUAAGGCAUAUCUGCUGAAGAUUUUUGAACUGUCACGAUCCGAACGGGCCCGACGCCUCCUUUCUAUGCAGGGCCUGGGGGAUAGCAGGCCCUCAGAACACAUGGAGGUGAUGUUAAACCUGCUGGGCAGUGAAGAGCCAAAUUUCCUCUUUGUGGAACUGUUUCUGCGACACAUGCCACCUCACGUGCAGACGGCUCUCGCGAAUACAGCCAUUACGGAGCCACGUGCUCUGGCGGAGGAGGCGGACCGGUUCUUCCUGGCCACCCAUCGUUUCGUCCCUGACGUGUUGGCCCCGACACGCAGCUACACCCCCCCUGCUGCGGCCGCUCUGCCUGUUAGGGGGCGCAUGGUGACUGACGGCCCGGCCAGCCCUGGGUUGUGCUACUUCCAUGCACGUUUCGGGGCCAAAGCUAAGAGCCAGACGGUGGGUGGCGUCCGUGUGGUGACUACCGCCGUCUUAAUGAUGCGACCACGCCCGAUCGUUACCCCGGUGCCCCACAUUCAGGACUUUUCCGUACAUUUGGCGGGGAAGUCCGUGUUCUCUAAAGUGGAUCUGGUGCGGGGUUACCACCAAGUCCCGGUGCACCCGGCGGACAUACCGAAGACGGCAGUGGUGACUCCUUUCGGGCUGUUCGAGUUCCUCAGGAUGCCUUUUGGCCUGAAGAACGCAGCCCAGUCGUUCCAGCGGCUAAUGGACUCGGCACUCAGGGACAUGCCUUUCAUCUUCGUCUACUUGGACGAUGUCCUCGUCGCCAGCUCCUCGGAGGAGGAGCACCUGACACAUCUCCGAGUUCUUUUUACACGGCUCGACCAGCACGGGCUGAUCAUUAAACCGGCUAAGUGUGUUUUUGGGGUGCCGUCCAUAAAGUUCCUCGGGCAUCUCAUCACCAGUGAGGGGGCUGCCCCCCUCCCUUCGAAGGUGGACGCCGUUUCCACUUUUCCACGCCCACGCUCGGCCCGGGGGCUCCCGGCUCACGUAAUGCGCCCGCUCUACGAGGCCCUUAAGGGUACGACCCCCAACCAGGACGUUGUCUGGACCGCGGAGGCGGACCAGGCCUUCGAGGACACAAAAGUUGCGUUGUGCCAGGCCACUAUGUUGGUCCACCCGUCACCUGGGGCCCCGGUUGCCCUCACUACUGACGCGUCCGACUAUGCCGUGGGUGCCGUGUUCGAGCAGUGGGUCGAGGGUACCUGGCAACCGCUCGCCUUUUUCAGCCGCCAGCUAGUCCCCAGGGAGCGUAAAUACAGCACCUUUGACAGAGAGCUGCUCGCUGUUUGGUUGGCAAUCCGCCACUUCCGCUUCGUCCUGGAGGGCCGUGAGUUUACGGUUUUUGUUGACCACAAGCCCCUUACAUUCUCCAUGUCUAAGGUGGCCGAGCCGUGGUCCGCCCGCCAGCAGCGCCAGCUGGCGUUCAUCUCGGAGUAUACCACGGACAUACGACACAUUGCCGGCAAAUCCAAUGUGGUUGCGGAUUGUCUUUCCAGGGCGGUCGUUGGUGCGGUCCAGCUCGGACUAGACUACGCGCGUAUGGGUGCGGACCAGGCCGCAGUUGAUCAGAAGAGUUUAAACAGUCAAACUAUGUUUGACUACUGUCUACUCCUCCAGUGGGGCGGUCAGUGCGUGGUGGCUGCCACUAUCACUGCCAGUAACAACAUUGAGUGCUUCUCCACCACUGCACACCACCACACUGCUCGCAGAGGCGGGGGUAAAGCCCAGGGGGACGUGCACUCCCCUCCUCAGCGCACAAGCUUCACCUCUGGACACUUUUCACAGAGCGCUGUUUCUCAGGCGCUGUGGGCCGCUGCGUGGGACCUGCAGAUUGCUGUGUGCGUGCUGCUGCUUCUGCUGUGGGAUUCUGACGCCAGUUCUAUCAGGACCACGUUGGGAAUGGACACCUCGAGAACGGAGUGUCCUGCAAAUAAAAUCCUGACUGUGGAAUAUCCUUGCAUGGGAGCUGGAGGCAAGAACAGCACUUGUUUAAGGAGGACAUGCUGUGAUGGAUUCAGGUUCGUGAUGGGCCAGUGCAUACCAGAAAGUGUAGACGUGUGCGCGGCUUCUCCCUGUGAACAGCAGUGCACAGAUAACUUUGGAAGAGUGAUUUGCACCUGUUUUCCUGGAUAUCGAUUUGACAGAGAGAGACACCGAAAUCACAAGUCUCCAUACUGCAUCGAUAUUGAUGAAUGUGAGCAUCCCGACACCAACAUGUGUGAGCAUGAAUGUGUGAACAGUGCGGGCAGCUUCACCUGUCGCUGUCGCACAGGCUACACGCUGGGGGCAGACCAGCAGUCCUGCAUCCCUGACCACCACAUGAGUUCUUCAGGGAAGUCCGAGACUCUGAUGAGUGCGGGAGCCUGCUCUUUCACCUGUCAGGACUUUGUCAACAUGAAGAGCAGUCUACAGCAGCUCAAGUCAAACCUGGGCAGCAUACAGGCAUCCAGCCCGGUGUCUGGCUUAGCCAAUAGCAGUGAUAAGCGAUCUCAUGGAAGAUCAGGCAAAAUGUCUUCAGUCACAUGUUCUUCUGGACUUCCAGGACCUCCAGGAGCCCCUGGAGUCCCAGGGCACCCUGGUGAACCAGGGAGGAGAGGUGAGCCAGGAGAGAGGGGCCCACAAGGUUCUCGUGGUGACAUAGGACCCAUGGGUCCAGAACCCGACCUGAGGCAUAUCAAGCGAGGCCGCAGGGGAGCUGUGGGUCCUCCAGGAGCACCAGGAAAAGAUGGACUAAAGGGUGACAGAGGAGCACCAGGUCCCAGUGGACCCGCUGGUCCACCAGGCUCCUUUGACUUCCUCCUGCUCAUGAUGGCAGACAUCCGUAAUGACAUCAUCGAGCUGCAGGAGAAGGUUUUUGGGGAGAGGAGAGGUCUCACUCUGGACUCUCACUCCUCUGGGGAGGAGGACGUGUUGGAGUGGGGAUCUGGACAGAGUGAUGUCAUGCUAAACUCAUGA